AUGUCUUCUGCAACAGGACUGCCCGAGCCACCUCCAGGCGAAGACCAUCGUGGCCACGGCCACGGCGAAUUGGAGCCUCUGCUCGGACGGCCUGGUGACGCCCAACAGCCUCCGGGCCAGUUCAUUGCGAAGAACCUCGUUCUUGGCACCGGUGUCGUCGCCCAAUUUGGUGCUGUCAUCUUCGUCGCCAUGAUCUGGGCUGCCGUCCUCACCAAAGAUGUGAUCCUUUUCUCCGGCCACCCGCUGGCCCAAAGUCUCGCCAUCUUCACCCUCAUCCAGUCGAUCCUCUCCCUGCAGCCGACCCAUACACCCGAUCAGAAACGUGUCGGCCAGCGCGUCCACGCUGUCCUGAAUCUGCUGGCGUUCCUUUUCCUCGUCGCCGGUGUCUCGAUUAUCGAGUACAACAAAUUUCUCCAGGGCCCGGACUCCCACUUCCACUCCGUUCAUGGCUACCUCGGCGUCAUCCUAUCCAUCUUUUUAUUGAUCCAGUACGUCGUCGGUUUCACCAUGUGGGCUACCCCCAAGCUUUACGGAGGCGAAGACCGUGCCAAGUCCAUUUGGAAGUACCAUCGCUGGAGCGGCUAUGUCGUGCUCGUCCUGCUCCUGGUCACUGUUGCGACGGCUACUGACACGCCCUACAACGCCAAUGUCCUCAAGUUGAAGUUGUGGGCCGUCAUUGUCACGUCUCUCCUGAUCAUUAUUGGCGUCAUUCCGCGUGUGCAAAAGCAGAAGCUUGGCAUCCCUUCUUAA
Colletotrichum chrysophilum is the source of this 750-nucleotide messenger RNA. RefSeq lists its product as uncharacterized. Lineage: Eukaryota; Fungi; Ascomycota; Sordariomycetes; Glomerellales; Glomerellaceae. The transcript has 2 exons. The record is from RefSeq and is a predicted model, not a curated record. Bases 1 to 750 code for a protein of 249 amino acids. Gene Ontology annotation, molecular function: transmembrane monodehydroascorbate reductase activity.